This is a messenger RNA of Tachysurus fulvidraco (yellow catfish), 6041 nucleotides long. RefSeq names its product corticotropin releasing hormone receptor 1 (gene crhr1). The record is from RefSeq and is a predicted model, not a curated record. Gene Ontology annotation, cellular component: plasma membrane; neuron projection. NCBI's taxonomy places the organism in Eukaryota, Metazoa, Chordata, Actinopteri, Siluriformes, Bagridae. Gene Ontology annotation, biological process: cell surface receptor signaling pathway; adenylate cyclase-activating G protein-coupled receptor signaling pathway. The transcript is spliced from 14 exons. Gene Ontology annotation, molecular function: G protein-coupled peptide receptor activity; corticotropin-releasing hormone binding; corticotropin-releasing hormone receptor activity. Bases 737 to 2026 code for a protein of 429 amino acids.
GAAAGGCGCGUGAGCUUUCCAACUGCACAGCGCGGUCGCUUGGGCGCGCGAGUGCGCGAGACACUAGAACCGGUCGAACUAGUGAGGGAGGCAGACAUCCAUGCAGUGCUUCGUCAUUCUCGUAGCCUACGUAUUAAUGAAACGCAAGUAGUUCAGGAGAGACUGGCUGAGCGCAAAGCGAUCUGUGCAUGGAGAACGGAGCUUGUGGAAACAUUUCUUUAGGAAGAAGAAGAAGAAAAAGAGCAGAAAGGACCGCAACUGAGACGGAACCGGAUGCAUGAAAAGGAAAAGUUCAUUCUUACAGUAUGAUGCAGGAAUUAAAAAAACAAACAUUGUUUUUCGUGGAUCGCCUAAACGCAUUGUGACGCACAGAACUGAGUGGUGAAGCGCACGUAUGUAUGGACACUUAUUAAGGAUUUGGAGACACUGAUUGUGCACGAGAUCAGGGAUUCCCUUAUAAACCGGAGAAAGGAAAACCAGGCGAAUGCAAUUAGGCUUUCAUUAAGAUGUAGCCUGAAGUGCGCACCGCUUCCCAGAACCAACCGUGCAGAAUUCUCUCCCAGGCACUAUAAUGAAUCCAGCAUCCUAGCUCUUAUACAUUACAUUCAGACAGAGUUGGAACAUGUGGAAGUGACUAAAGACGAAGGCGAACGCAUGCUUUCUUCCUUUACAGAGCUUCAUUAGGUUCCUCUGGGUGUUGCUCCAAGCCUGAGACAUCAGGGAGGUUUCGGCGAUCAUGCAUUUCCUUCUGCGUCCUCAGGUGUUUUCCAUCUGGAUCACACUGUUCUCUGGGGCCACAGCAGAGCUCACAUGUGAUACGCUGCUCCUUCUCUCCACCAACCUCACAGCUCGCACCUUAAUGCUAUGGAAUCAGACAACGAGCUCAAGCAAUGCCACAGGUUUAUUCUGUAAUAUAUCUAUAGAUGGCAUCGGGACUUGUUGGCCCAGGAGCAGCGCGGGGGAGAUAGUAGCACGGCCGUGCCCUGAGACCUUCUUGGGUGUCCGCUACAACACCACCAAUAACGUCUACAGAGAAUGUCUGGCCAAUGGAACUUGGGCGAAGAAGGGAAACUAUUCUCAGUGUCAGGAGAUUCUCAAUGAAGAGAAAAGGAGCAAGCUGCACUACCACAUUGCAGUGAUUAUAAACUACCUUGGCCACUGCAUCUCUCUCGGAGCUCUUCUGGUUGCCUUCAUUCUCUUUAUGAGGCUAAGGAGCAUCCGAUGCCUUAGGAACAUCAUUCACUGGAAUCUGAUUACAGCUUUUAUCCUGCGCAAUGCAACGUGGUUCGUCGUGCAGCUGACCAUGAACCCAGAGGUGCAUGAGAGCAACGUGAUUUGGUGCAGGCUGGUUACAGCAGCAUAUAAUUACUUUCAUGUGACCAACUUCUUCUGGAUGUUUGGUGAGGGCUGCUAUCUGCACACAGCCAUCGUGCUGACCUACUCCACCGAUAAGCUCAGGAAGUGGAUGUUCAUCUGUAUCGGCUGGUGUAUUCCCUUUCCUAUCAUCGUUGCAUGGGCCAUUGGUAAGCUGUACUACGACAAUGAAAAGUGCUGGUUCGGAAAGCGAGCUGGGGUUUAUACUGACUACAUCUACCAGGGUCCCAUGAUCCUUGUUCUUCUGAUCAACUUUAUUUUCCUUUUCAACAUCGUGAGGAUCCUGAUGACGAAGCUAAGAGCCUCCACCACAUCAGAGACAAUUCAGUAUAGGAAAGCAGUAAAGGCAACUCUGGUCCUGCUGCCUCUCCUCGGCAUCACCUACAUGCUUUUCUUCGUCAACCCCGGAGAGGACGAAAUCUCCCAAAUCGUCUUCAUCUAUUUCAAUUCUUUCCUUGAGUCAUUUCAAGGUUUUUUCGUGUCCGUGUUUUAUUGCUUCCUGAACAGUGAAGUCCGUUCCGCUGUCCGGAAGCGCUGGCACCGUUGGCAGGAUAAGCACUCGAUCAGGGCACGGGUGGCACGGGCCAUGUCCAUUCCCACCUCGCCCACUCGGGUCAGCUUCCACAGCAUCAAGCAGUCAUCCGCUGUCUGAUCUUAACUCAUAUAGAGCACUACAACUUUCCUUUUAGUGCACUCCCCCUUAUCCUCCAUUGCUAAGGAAACCCAGGGAACAGCUGCAGUCCAAACAGGGUACAAGACCUUCUGUUGAAUAAUGCCCCGAAAAGUGGUGUGCAGAUGUAGACACAAGUUCUGGACAUGUCUACCAGCCUGGUGCAGAAAAGAGAGAUGGGAGAAAGAAACCUGAAGCAGGAGUUACCCUCUGAUCAAGUGAAAGGGGGGUGAGACCAUUUGAUCAUCCUUUGAAGAAUUAGAGGUAGAAAUUCCGAGCUCUGUGAUGGGGCCUGUCUGGUUGUAAUGGUCAACCUUUAAUUUUAUUAUUAUUUUUUCUUCUUUUUGUGUGAGGGAUUUUUCAGUCGGAGACCGCUGGGGUCAAAUCAGGAUAAAGUCGGUUCAGGAUAACGAAGCCUGGAAGCAUUAUUGAGAAGUCUGGCAAAUACCUGCAGAUUCAAAACAAAGUAUUUGGCAAACUUUGACAGUGACACUUUCCAUGUGGUGAAAGAUGGAACAUGUCUGUUGGGGAUAAAAAAAAAAUUUGUUGGUACUAGAUAGCUGAAGUAUUGUAUAUUAGAAUGGGUACAUGUUCAGAGAACAUAUGGACCAUCUCUCAAAUAUGAAACAAUUGCAGCUUUCUCAGUCUGAUGCCCUUUAACAUAAGGAUUUCAAACAUUUCAAUCAUGAAUACUCAGUUGUUGUUUUUUUAGCUAUGAAAGGCAGUCAAUUAUCACAGAAAGGGUUCAGAGGUUUGUUAAAACACUACGCUUUCUAAUAUCACAGCUUCUCAAGUGUUUUCCCACGAUUUGUACUAUUCCGUUAAGCAAGUUAAACCGAAAGAUUUACUAAGACGGUAGUAACUAUAAUCAACCCCAGAAGCUGGCAUAUAGUUUGUGAGGUUUUUUUUAAAGUAUUCAUUCAUGAGGACCAAUAAUAUAAUCUUAGAAACUAUGAAAUUGAACAAAUAUGAUUAUUGUGUAUUGAUUCUUGCAUUUUGUCCAUUCACUGCAGUAUGGAAAGCUAUUGAGUUUUUUUCACUUUACUAGUCCUUCAAAUAGUCAUCCGUACUUUAGCACACUGUGAAGAUUUGACCGACGUUGUAUAUCGUAUGUCUAAACUAUCUCCAUCCAAAUUGGGACAGAUUUUAAAAACAAAAGCAGAAAGAAGUGAGCACCGUCAUGCAUUUUACUGCAUGACCAUUAUAAGGUUUUGAUGCAAAGAAAAUGCUUUGAUAAAGAAAGAAAAACAAACAGUUUAAACCAAGAUAAAAAAAAACUGUUACGUACUAUUUUUAGGGACUGUAACCCUAUGGCCAACUAGAAGUAUUCAGUUAUCUAGCUUUCUGUUUUGAUAUUGCUUCAUUCUACAAAUUACUUCAGGCAAACAAGGUGCAUACAAAGCAAGAUGCACUAGAAAUAAGAAAAGGCAAUGAGAAGAGGAUAAGGAUUCUCUAAAUAUAAACCCAAACCGCACCAAAAGCAUGUAGAGGCGUGUGAGAGGAUUUGAUUGUGCUUUAAAUAGACACAGUUUCAGUGUUCCAGCUUUAAAGCCCUGUAAAUUUGUACAGAAACUAGAAACACAGUUGGACUUUGAUCACUCGAGCUUCUUGCAAAAAGUCAGAAAGUGUCAAGCACAAGAAGGCAGCCAUUAUGUUAAUUGUAGAAAGUGUUUUUUUCUUCCUAAGGCAGUGUUUCUUUUCUUUUGAUAAAGCAUGCUGAUAAAACAUUUAGGAGAGAUAUAUGAGAUGGCAGAAGAUUAAAGUUGCACUGCCCCAGGGAUCUAAAAUUCUAAUCCAAUCUAUGAUCUGUGCCAUUGGGAUUGAACUAUAAAGCUGUUCAUAUCAGUAAGAAGGACACCAUCUGCAAACAUCAUUCAGAUCUCUCUGAAUUUGAGAAACGUACAAGCCAGAGUGAGGAAAUGUUCACUCAGAACUUCUGCUGUAACCCAACAUUCACACUGUUAACCAAGUGUCAACAUAAUAGCCAACCAUUUAUUUUCACUGUACAUACAGUAAAUAUCAUUGUCAAGCAACAUUAGAAUUAAGCUUUUCUCAGUUCUACUAAUAAUGACUUAGAAAUUAGUAAGAUAUUAUGAAAAAAAAAACAUGAUAACAUAGUUAGUACAGCUACCUUGUAUUAAUAAUUUAGUUAGUAUGAAGCCUACCCUGUAACAAUCACACACAAAUUCACAAUGAAUAGUCAUGAAUUUGUAGUUCAUGGCUAGAAUGGUCACUAAAUUUAAUUCACUUAAAAUGAGUUAGAUAUAGAAGUCAAAUGUAUAGCUAUUCUUUGUCAUGGUACAGAAAAAUGGUGGAAGGCUAGUAAACUCAAAAACAAUUACAUCAUCGGUAUACUCCAAGAUGUGACAGAUACAAGCAAUAGGACCGACUGUUUUGAUAGAUGUCUACGAUAGAUGUGCAAUUGAUCAAGACUGGAUUUAUCAAAGGUAAACUAAAAUGAGUAAUUAAUAUACAAUAGUAGCUGAAUGACAGCAUCUGAAUACUACAAUAUUUUAGUUUGAUCAAUAAUAUGGAUGUCUGUGUUGAUACAUAUGUUGAUAUAUAAAACAUAUUUUGCUAGAGUUGCACUUAGAAGUGCACUUAGGAAUAACACAAUCCUAGCUGGUUUUUCUCUGCCAACUGAUUUAGGAUAAUUUUAUCCCGAUUUGGUCUUGGUCUUAUAUCAGAGUUUGCCCACUGGUGUUUGUUCACUGCAGUUUACAGUAUAAUGCAGUUUGGUCUGUUGUUUUAUGUUUUUAUACUCUUUAGAGUUGGUCUUGUCUUGGCCAUGACUUGGCCAUCUACCCUAACCAGAAUUCUAAAAUCUCAUCUCAGAUUCAAAAGAAAUCUAAAACUAUAACUUUUUGGAAACGUGUCCCCUUUGGACCUGAUAUUGUUAAACUGGUAGAUGAAGCAUCAGUGGCAAACAUUCCUGUGUUCGUUCAGCACUCCUUAAUCCACUCAGUUUUGUUGUUUGUUGCUUUAUGAUAAAAUAAGACACAUUUCUAGAAUGAGUAAAAAAGUUGAGCUUCAGACAGAAGUAUUGAUCGCCAUAAAGAAACAUUUCAUUCUCUGUGAUGGUUUAUACUCGUGAGUCCCCAAAUGUGCAGUAAAAUGGUAGCGAGAGUACUUUAAGUGCUCUUUCAGACAUUCACAAUGCUAGAUCUAUUACUUCAGACUGAGAACGCCAAAAAAAUACAAAAAACAAUAUGUUUUUCAUUCAGUGAUGAGACUCGCUUUGACAGAUGCUGAUGGAUAUAUUAUUUUUUGUGCAAUCAUUAUUAAAGACGAUCACACCGGUUUCUCCAUAAUCAAGCAUUUAAAUGACAUGAAAACCUGCACAAUUAUGUCCAUCUCUGUAAGUUUCCCCAUUAAAGUGGGGAUCUUGGUUCGAAAAAACAUCUCACAGGUCCAUGAUUAUGAGCCUCAGCUGACCGAGACCUGUGAUCUACAAACUGUUGACUCUGGGCACUGAGCAGCACCUAACCAUUGGAUGAUAUCCAUAAAGCACUGACACUCAGGAUCUAUAGCGUUGCUACAUUCUCCCAUGUCCUAUAUAUUCUCUAGUGUGUUAGUCAAGUGUCAAGGUGAAGCAGCUAAGCAUGUAUGUAAUUCUGUGCAUUCAGCCAGCGCUUUCUAUGUAUAACAUAUUUAAUUAUAUAUAACCAUGUACAGCCGCUGUAUUUAAAUUCUUUUUUUUAACAUAUAUGUACCUAACAUUUCUGGCUUUUACUCCCAACAUUUAAACAGAAAAAUCACUUUCUACGCAAUGCAUUUCUCUAUACUCCUUUAUUUAGUCAUAAGACAACCUUUCAGUAUCAGCUUCAAUAGCUACCUUGAAGUACUAACUAACACUAAACUAAACAGCAAUAAUCUAAUUAGACAUCUAAUACUGGGCUCUAUAAAGUGUUUGUUGCUACUUAUACUGCUUAUUAAUCAGAAUUAUUUGCAUUGUAAGAGCUAGAAUUUUAAGAUAUUUGCAUUCAGCUAGUUUGCU